Encephalitozoon cuniculi GB-M1 is the source of this 873-nucleotide messenger RNA. RefSeq lists its product as uncharacterized. Gene Ontology annotation, cellular component: nucleus. Gene Ontology annotation, biological process: base-excision repair, AP site formation; base-excision repair; nucleotide-excision repair. The transcript has a single exon. Gene Ontology annotation, molecular function: 8-oxo-7,8-dihydroguanine DNA N-glycosylase activity; damaged DNA binding. The record is from RefSeq and is marked provisional. Bases 1 to 873 code for a protein of 290 amino acids. Lineage: Eukaryota; Fungi; Microsporidia; Unikaryonidae.
AUGAGGAAUGAGGGCUGGACGCCUCUCCGUGCUUCGGAGGCAAUUGACCUGGAAAAGACCCUGUUUAGCGGGCAGGUGUUUUCAUUCAAGCGAACAGACAAGGGGGAAUACACGGGGACUCUUGGAGGGUGCCUUGUAAGCUUUCUGCAGGACGGCGAGAAGGUGCUCUACAGGAUACUGAGUGGGGAUAAAGCCCCAGAGGAUGUCGAGGUGGAUAUUUCGUAUUUCUUUACACUGGAGAUCAAUCUCCGCCCUCUUCUUCAGAUGUGGGGGUUUGACACCGACGGCUCGUUGGCUGGGUUGAGGGCACUCCGGUAUGCCCUGGUUCCGACGAUAUUUUCGUUUAUCUGCUCGUCAAACAACAACAUUUCAAGAAUAACAAAGAUGGUUGGGUUUCUCUACUCUAAGGGGGAGUUUAUCAUGAAGUACAAGGGCCUUGACUUCCACCACUUUCCAAGUCUGGAGAAGCUGGUUGGUAUCGAGGGCGAGCUUCGGGCCAAUGGGUUUGGAUAUAGAUCUCGAUACAUCUGCAGUGCUGCGGAGUAUCUUAUGGAGAACUACCCGAGGCUCCAACAGGCGUCUGGAGUCAGAGACAUGAUGGUUUCGAUCAAAGGAGUUGGGGACAAGAUAGCAGACUGUAUCCUGCUUAUAGGACUUGGGAAUCUGAGUGUUGUCCCGGUUGACACUCAUAUCUUCAGGCACUCGAGGAAACUGUUUGGGGUCCGUGGAAAGACUCUGAGACGGGGGAUGUACGGCACAGUGCAGAGGCUGUACAGAGAAAGGUUUGGAGAAUAUGCGGGAGUAGCCCAGCUCUAUAUAUUUAAGAAGAUGGUUGAUCUAAGGAAGGCAGAACCAAAGAGGGAUGACCUCUAG